AAUCCCUGCCAACGGCAAUCAAUAAUGUCAGCACGUCACUCAACUCCCUCUACCCAUCCCCCUCCCUCUUUCGUGCUGAUAAUAAAUACCAUAAAAUUCAGUUCUCCAACCUUCUUAUUCCCGUUGUCAUAAAUAUACAUUUCAACCUUGUAACAGUCCGCAAUUUUAGCGAAAUUCAAUGGCUAACUCAACUCAGCUCAAGUCUGAUGCUCUGUUGGAGCAGAUGAAACAGCAUCUGACCACUGAUGCCGGUAAAGAACUCACUAAGAAAAUCGGCCUUGUAUAUCAGAUCAAUAUUGCUCCCAAGAAAAUUGGGUUUAACGAGGUUACUUAUAUUGUUGAUCUUAAAAAAGGAGAGGUCACUAAAGGGACAUAUGAAGGAGGGAAGCCCGAUGCUACAUUUUCUUUUAAGGAUGAAGAUUUUCUCAAGGUUGCCACUGGAAAGAUGAAUCCCCAGAUUGCUUUCAUGAGGGGUGCAAUGAAAAUUAAGGGAAGCCUUAGUGCCGCACAGAAAUUCACUCCAGAAAUUUUCCCAAAGCCUUCAAAGAUGUGAGCAGAUACCUUAAGAGGGGUAUUUGCAUUACUGUUCUUUCAAAUGGGUCAAAUGUUAAAUCUAGGUAUAGACAUGGUACAACGAUAGCAAGUACCAUUGCAAGUGUCCACCAAUAUCUGUAGUUGACAAACAUAUUAUCAGUGCUUAGUAAUAUGCUACUAGUUUGGAGACAUUUAUUAUUUCACAUUGCUCUUUGUUUAUCAUUGAUAUGCUUUUUUCAUGGAUUAAAAUCUUGUGCUCGGUUGGAUUCGAGAUAUCGUUUAUUUAUAAUCUUUCAAUAAAGUUAUACUAAUUUGCUU
Messenger RNA from Pistacia vera, 852 nucleotides. Its product is annotated as non-specific lipid-transfer protein-like 1. Gene Ontology annotation, cellular component: cytosol. Bases 179 to 553 code for a protein of 124 amino acids. The transcript is spliced from 4 exons. NCBI's taxonomy places the organism in Eukaryota, Viridiplantae, Streptophyta, Magnoliopsida, Sapindales, Anacardiaceae. The record is from RefSeq and is a predicted model, not a curated record.